AUGAGUCGUGCUUUAUUUUUUAGUAAAAAUUACUUAAGCAAAAAAUUCAACGUUAGAUAGCCAAAUGAACUUUAUAAGCAACUACUUAAUAAUAUUCAUCUAUUCAAGGCUGAUGAAUUACAAAAAAUUCCAUCCGAUGAAUUAAUACAUUAUAUCAUAUUUUUUGGAACACAUCCUGAACGUAGAAAUUAAGGAGAUAAAGCUAAGAAGAUUACUUUAGAAUGUCUUAAACAAUAUAAGAAAAAGAUGACUAAAAAUUCAUAUGAAAUAAAUUCAUAAAUACUUUUAUCGCUGAGCAAUGUUUUAUUGUAUGAUGAUUAGAUGGUCCAAGAAUUAGUUCAAUAGGUGGAUCAAGACAAGGAAACUCUUUCAAUCAAAGAUAUGAUUAAAUUUUAGCAUUGUCUCUACAAACUCAAUAUCCAUAAUGAAAAGCUAAGUAAUUAUGUUCUUGAUCAAUUUCUUAAACAGAAGGAAUAAAUAGAUUAUUUAGAAUACAUUCACGACCUUCAUAUUAGAUCAAAUCUUCUCUAGAUGGGCUUGAUUGAUGAAAAAAUCGUUCUCACUUUGUUAUAAGGAUUUUAGGCAAAAUUAAAUUCAACUUAAAAUUCUUAUUAUACGUCUAAAUCUUGCUUUUAAUAUUGUUAGCUUAUGUAUAAUUUAUAUCCAGAGAUAAUUGAGAAACCAUUUUUUGAAUUACACCCCAAAGAAGAUAACAUAUUUGCUGGAUUAUUUAAGGAUUUGAUGUAGGACUAUGUGAUAAGCAAAUAACUUGUCGAUCGUAAAAAGUUUUAUUAAUCUUUUGAAUAUUAUAUAAAUUUCUAGAAUAUGAAUGUAUUGAAAGCCAAAGAAGAUGCUAUAUUGAGAAGCUUAACCGAACUUGAAUAAAAUGUGUAAGAUUUACUUAAUGCAUUAAAUUAUAAAAACUCAAGAGCACACAGAGUUUUGAUUUAUGACAUAGAUUAUUUAGUUAAAGAUAACAUCAUUUUAACAUGUAAUGACCCAGUUCAUUUCGUGGAAGAUUUCGAUGGAAAGAUCUUAACCAUUAAUCCAAAUCAUAUCAUGUAGAGCAGGCAUUUGAGUGCCACAAAUAAAUACAAGGUUUUCGACAUAAAUUAUCACGAGUGGAUACAUUUGAACGAAUAACAAAAGAUUGACAAAUUAAAAUCGUUAAUAGAUUGA
Messenger RNA from Paramecium tetraurelia, 1179 nucleotides. RefSeq lists its product as uncharacterized. Lineage: Eukaryota; Ciliophora; Oligohymenophorea; Peniculida; Parameciidae. The record is from RefSeq and is a predicted model, not a curated record. The transcript is spliced from 2 exons.